AUUUUGCAUUGACUUGUAGAGUCUUGCUCGUCGGCGGUUGGAUUUUUGUUUUGUUACUUUUGAUUGACGAUUUUCGAAGCUAAAAAUCACCAUGAUGGACAUUGAUGUUGAUCAUGAGAUGCGGGACAUUCAGCGAGAGUAUCUGGAUUUUCUUGACGAUGACCAACAAGAAGGUGUAUAUCAAGACAAGGUGAAGGAGAUGAUUACAGACAAUGAUAACAGAUUAAUUAUCAAUAUCAAUGAUCUGAGAAAAAAAAAUGAAAAACGUGCAAACAGGUUUGAUGAUGAUGGCAACCUACUAGAGACAGAGUACGGACUUUCUACGUACAAAGAUCAUCAAACAUUGACGAUACAAGAAAUGCCCGAGAAAGCUCCCGCUGGACAAUUACCACGAUCGGUUGAUAUCGUUGUUGAUAAUGAUUUGGUAGAUAAAUGUAAGCCUGGUGACAGAGUUCAAGUAAUUGGUAUCUAUCGAUGUUUACCAAGCAAGAAAGGUGGAUAUACAUCGGGAACGUUCAGAACUAUUUUAUUAGCCAACAACAUAAAAAUUCUCAGUAAAGAGAUUUCCCCGCUGUUCUCUGCGGAUGAUGUGACGAAGAUAAAGAAGUUGAGUCGCAACAAAAAAGAGGAUGUCUUUGAAGUUCUCGCUAGAUCUCUAGCGCCCUCUAUCCACGGACAUGAGUAUAUCAAGAAGGCAGUUCUCUGUAUGUUACUUGGUGGUGCAGAAAAGAUUUUAGAAAAUGGCACUCGACUAAGGGGGUAAGGAAUAAAUAUAAUAUGCAUUUCCAAAAAUGAAAAUUAUAUCCGUAUUUUCUGUAGAUAUGUGUUGCAUACAGCACCUCGUGCAAUUCCAACAACAGGACGUGGUUCAUCCGGUGUUGGUCUUACGGCCGCUGUCACUACAGAUCAAGAGACUGGCGAACGUCGCUUGGAAGCUGGGGCCAUGGUAUUGGCUGACCGAGGUGUUGUUUGUAUUGAUGAGUUUGAUAAGAUGAGUGAUCAAGAUAGAACUGCUAUACACGAAGUAAUGGAACAAGGUCGUGUAACUAUUGCCAAGGCAGGCAUCCAUGCCAAGUUAAAUGCCAGAUGCUCUGUGCUAGCUGCUGCCAAUCCUGUGUACGGCCGGUAUGAUGAAUACAAGACUCCCAUGGAGAACAUUGGGCUACAGGAUUCACUGCUGUCACGUUUUGAUUGCAUCUUUAUUGUACUUGACCAGGUACCCAUGCCAAUGGGUAGUGCUAUAGACACGUUGACAACAUACGACAAUGAUGAAGAUGAAGAAGAUGAGGAAACUCCAAUAUACGAGAAACAUGAUAAUUUAUUACACGGUCCAAAUAGAGACAAAAAAAAGAAACUUAUAAGUAUGAAGUUCAUGAGAAAAUACAUCCAUAUUGCUAAAGCAAUUAAGCCACAACUAACCAGAGAGGCUGCCGAACACAUUGCUGAAGAAUAUGUCAAAUUACGAAGUCAAGAAUCGACUGGUAAUAAUGUGGCACGGACGCAACCUGUGACAGCUCGAUCGUUAGAAACAUUGAUUCGUCUUGCUACCGCCCAUGCCAAGGCAAGAAUGUCGAAAAAUGUAGAGUUGCAGGAUGCCAGGGGUGCUGUGGAACUGAUAGAAUUUGCUAUUUUCAAGAAGGUUUUAGAGAAACAGAAGAAGAAAAAGAAAGGUGAAGAUGAUGAAAGUGAUGAAGAGAUUAGUGAGGAAGAAACUGUUACCAAUGGUGAUGAUGCAAGUCAGAAAAAGAGGAAAAGGAAAGCCAAACAAAGUUCGAGGGAAGGCCCUCCUAAGAAGAAAGGUGAUGACGAUUAUGAUCCAUAUGAUUUUGAUAGUGUGGAUGAAGAUGAAGAAAUUGUAUUAUCACCACAACCUAGAACUCCACUAGAUGGUGAUUCAUUUAAAACCUCACAUGAACCGAUGGAUACAGAGGAAUCGCAAGGAAUUACACCAUCAAGAAUGAAAGAGUUUAAAUCAUCAUUAUUCCAGCUGUUUUCCUCCGAGCAUGCCCAGUCAUUAACAGUUGAUCAGAUCACUCAUGGAGUGAACAAGCAACAGGAAAGUAACAAGUUUACAGACGUGGAAAUUGACGAUGCUAUGCAGAAGAUGCAAGAUGCCAACCAGAUCAUGUUAUCCGACCAAAUUGUGUUUUUGAUUUAAUAAAUUCACUUUUGUGUUUUAUCACUGCCACAUCAACAGACAUUGGGGUGGGGGUGGGAGGUUAUGCCAGGUGUUCAACACUUGCAUUUUUGUUGUGUCCAGUGUGAAUGUCUGUUUGCAUACAUAUUUGCAGUACAGGGACUCCUUGCUAAGUCGCUGGUGACGGGAUCCAAGCAAAAACAUAUCAGGAGUCACAACUUACCGAAGGUCCUCAUGAAAAUGCAUUGAAAAUGGAUAAAAAGCACAUACACACACAUGGGUUUAUUUAUAGUACGUUUUCUUUCUUGAAAUACAUGACAUCGUCUAUGUCCGCAGAAAACAAAACAACAUUGUUGGGAGCCAUCCAACUAUCUGCAACUUAGCCGAAAUCGCGACUUACAGAGGUCAAACUUAGUUUAUGAAUAGUCUUUCCAGUCGCCAUUCUGAGAUUUCUGCUUAUGUACUACU
Saccoglossus kowalevskii is the source of this 2605-nucleotide messenger RNA. Its product is annotated as DNA replication licensing factor MCM3-like. The record is from RefSeq and is a predicted model, not a curated record. Gene Ontology annotation, cellular component: nucleus; MCM complex. Gene Ontology annotation, molecular function: ATP binding; single-stranded DNA helicase activity; ATP hydrolysis activity. Gene Ontology annotation, biological process: mitotic DNA replication initiation; double-strand break repair via break-induced replication; DNA replication. Lineage: Eukaryota; Metazoa; Hemichordata; Enteropneusta; Harrimaniidae.